Messenger RNA from Capra hircus (goat), 3036 nucleotides. RefSeq names its product negative elongation factor complex member B (gene NELFB). Gene Ontology annotation, cellular component: nucleus; NELF complex. The record is from RefSeq and is a predicted model, not a curated record. The transcript is spliced from 14 exons. Lineage: Eukaryota; Metazoa; Chordata; Mammalia; Artiodactyla; Bovidae. Gene Ontology annotation, biological process: negative regulation of transcription elongation by RNA polymerase II. Bases 1 to 2325 code for a protein of 774 amino acids.
AUGAGCGCCAUGCACCUGGGACCUCCCCCAGCACCAAACCAGCUGUGGGUCGAGCCUCAGCACCCUGGGAAUCAGAACGGCCAACCCGCCGGUGGCACGGGCCCCCGGCGAUCGAGCCCAGCGCUGGCGCCCGCUUCCCCGGGGCCGCUCCGGCGUCCUGCUCGGCGAGAGGAAGCCGGGCCCGGGGGGCUGGGCGGGGCCGCGCAGGAGGGCGCGGCGGGCCCGGGGGGCGGCGCUUCGCCGGCGACCCGUGCGUCACCCGGGCCCCGCCUUCGCGCUGUCUCUGCCGGGCGCGGGACGCGGCGCUCCUCCCGGGAACCCCUGCGCGACGUCGGCGGCGUUUCCGGGGAGCCCGUUGGCGGGCGGACCUGGCUGCGCGGAGCGGAAGUGGGCGGCUGCAGGGCGAGCGGAGCGGCGCUGCGGGCGGACCUGGCCGAGCUGGAGGGCGCCGGGGAGCGGAGCGCCGGCGGCCCCCGAGGCCCGGGCGAGAGGACCGCUGCAGGGCCCGUGGCGAGCGCGGCAGCGCCGGGGGAGCGCGGCGGGGAUGGGGCGCCGGGCCGGGUGGGGACCGGGGCCUCGGCCCUGUUUGCGGGGCUGCAGGACCUGGGUGUGGCCAACGGCGAGGACCUAAAGGAGACGCUGACCAACUGCACGGAGCCGCUCAAGGCCAUCGAGCAGUUCCAGACAGAGAACGGCGUGCUGCUGCCCUCCCUGCAGUCGGCCUUGCCUUUCUUGGACCUGCACGGGACGCCGCGGCUGGAGUUCCACCAGUCGGUUUUUGAUGAGCUUCGGGACAAGCUGCUGGAGCGUGUGUCAGCCAUCGCUUCAGAGGGGAAGGCCGAGGAAAGGUAUAAGAAACUGGAGGACCUGCUGGAGAAGAGCUUUUCUCUGGUGAAGAUGCCGUCUCUGCAGCCGGUGGUGAUGUGUGUCAUGAAACACUUGCCCAAGGUUCCUGAGAAGAAGCUGAAGCUGGUGAUGGCCGACAAGGAGCUGUACCGGGCCUGCGCGGUGGAGGUCAAGCGGCAGAUCUGGCAGGACAACCAGGCGCUCUUCGGCGACGAAGUCUCCCCGCUGCUGAAGCAGUACAUCGUGGAGAAGGAGAGCGCGCUCUUCAGCACGGAGCUCUCUGUCCUGCACAACUUUUUCAGCCCUUCCCCCAAGACCCGGCGCCAGGGUGAGGUGGUGCAGAGGCUGACGCGGAUGGUGGGGCGCAACGUGAAGCUGUACGACAUGGUCCUGCAGUUCCUGCGCACGCUCUUCCUGCGCACCCGCAACGUGCACUACUGCACGCUGCGCGCCGAGCUGCUGAUGUCGCUGCACGACCUGGACGUCGGCGACAUCUGCUCCGUGGACCCCUGCCACAAGUUCACCUGGUGCCUGGACGCUUGCAUCCGAGAGCGGUUUGUGGACAGCAAGAGGGCCCGCGAGCUGCAGGGCUUCCUUGACGGAGUGAAGAAGGGGCACGAGCAAGUCCUGGGGGACCUGUCCAUGAUCCUGUGCGACCCCUUUGCCAUCAACACCCUGUCCCUGAGUACCGUCAAGCACCUGCAGGAGCUGGUGGGCCAGGAGGUGCUGCCCAGGGACAGCCCGGACCUCCUCUUGCUGCUCCGGCUGCUGGCGCUGGGCCAGGGCGCGUGGGACAUGAUCGACAGCCAGGUCUUCAAGGAGCCCAAGAUGGAGGUGGAGCUCGUCACCAGGUUCCUGCCCAUGCUCAUGUCCUUCGUGGUGGACGACCACACGUUCAACGUGGAUCAGAAGCUCCCGGCCGAGGAGAAGGCCCCGGUCACGUACCCAAACACGCUGCCGGAGAGCUUCACCAAGUUCCUGCAGGAGCAGCGCAUGGCCUGCGAGGUGGGGCUGUACUACGUGCUGCACAUCACCAAGCAGAGGAACAAGAACGCGCUGCUGCGCCUGCUGCCGGGGCUCGUGGGGACCUUCGGCGACCUGGCGUUCGGGGACAUUUUCCUGCACCUGCUCACGGGCAGCCUGGCCCUGCUGGCUGACGAGUUCGCUCUGGAGGACUUCUGCAGCAGCCUCUUCGACGGCUUCCUCCUCACCGCCUCCCCAAGGAAGGAGAGCGUGCAGCGGCAUGUCCUGCGGCUCUUGCUGCACCUGCACCACCGAGUGGCCCCGUCCAAGCUGGAGGCGCUGCAGAAGGCGCUGGAGCCCACGGGCCAGAGUGGAGAGGCAGUGAAGGAGCUGUAUUCCCAGCUUGGAGAGAAGCUCGAGCAGCUGGACCACCGGAAGCCUAGCCCAGCCCAGGCCCCAGAGACGCCAGCCCUGGAGCUGCCCCUGCCCACUGUGCCUGCCCCCGCUGUGCUCUGAGGCUCUGCUUAGGGCCGCUCAGGGCGGGCAGGGCCCCUGGUGGGGGUGUGGCCCCAGUCGUUCUGGAGAGGAGGCUCCGCAUUCCUGCCCGAGCAGACCCUCUCCUGGAGGCGCGUCGGCCAUUCCUGGGAUGGGGUGUGGGCUGAGCGAGACCCUGGGGCCUCCUGUGGGCAGGGCAUCCCUGCUCUGCACCUCAGCCUUGCCCUGAACUGGGUCCUGGGUGGUGUACACCUCCUGUGUGGGGCCCCACGUUCCCGCUGCUCUCCGGUCCCCAGCCCUGCUCCAGGCCUCCCCGGCCCUCCUGCUCCCAUGCCUCGGAGAGCUGCCUCCUCGAGUCGGAGGCUUCCGCUGCUGUUGGGCAGACAGACGGGCCAGGCCAUAGCUGGGACUGGGAAAAAGUGACCUGUUUUCCCAGGGGUGGGGUGGGGCCUGAGCCCCAUGGGGAAGAGGGCAGGCCAGGAUGGUUGGCACCACCGAUUGGCAGAAUCACACAAUUUGCUGGCAGGGGCGUCUGCAGACAAAGCCUAGCUCUCUCUAAGGAGCUCCUGCCCCUUCCCCCAGCCCCGGGGAACAGGCAUUAGGGAGGAAGACCCAGCGCCGCCCCCACCCCGCAGCCUCCGUUUGCCCUUGGAGCACAUGGCCAGGCGAGGGUCAGCUGUGGCUCACAGUGCGAGUUCACUUUUGUAAAUAAAAGGUGUUUUGGUAAAUCCA